Pelobates cultripes (western spadefoot toad) is the source of this 960-nucleotide messenger RNA. The record is from the annotation of a GenBank genome assembly. NCBI's taxonomy places the organism in Eukaryota, Metazoa, Chordata, Amphibia, Anura, Pelobatidae.
AUGUCUCACCACAGAACGAAGAAGUCAGCCCCUAAAACUGACAAAAUCAACUUUUUCGGCCACAAAAGCCAAUCAUCGCGAGCGGCCUCGCCACAAGACGCCCAAGAUGGCGACGGAGACUCAGACACAAGCCUCCCCGUGGCGGAGCAUGCUCAGGCCGACCACAUCACGAAAACCUUCUUGGCACAAGCCCUGGACUCAUUGUCUAACAAACUAAUAUCAUCCUGGCAACAAACAGCCGACACCUUGAAAAAAGAAAUACAGGAGAUGGGAACUCGCACAUCACAAAUAGAGGAGAAAAUGGGGGACUUUGCUUCCGCCCAUAACAACAUGGCAGAUCACGUCCAGCACCUGGAGGAAAAGGUAGAAAAGCUGGACGCACAGAUGGCUGAUGCUGAAGAUAGGGCGCGGAGGAACAACAUUAGGCUUCGAGGGGUACCGGAAUCAGUUCAGCAGGCGGACCUCCAAGCCUACGUACGAGGCCUGCUGAGGGCCUACGCACCAGACAUCCCGGCAGACAUGAUGUUAAUUGACCGGAUACACCGCAUCCCUAAACCGACAUACCUACCAGACUCCACACCGCGAGAUGUGCUGUUCCGGGCCCACUUCUUCCACAUUAAGGAACUGGUCCUCAAGGCGAGCCGCACGAGGGAGAAACCGCACGAAGACUACCCAGCGGUAAAGCUCUUCAAUGAUCUAUCUGCAGCAACGCUAAGGAAAAGAAGAACAUUCCAUCAGGUAGCAGAAGCUCUACGGCAACACAGAACCAAGUACCGCUGGGGCUACCCGACCAAAAUGCUGGUCCAACAUGGUGGAACACUCAGACCCAUUUCCACGCCGGAGGAGGGCAUCAAGCUCCUAAAAGAAUGGAACAUACCCAUCCCGUCAACUGAGCCACAUAGGCACCCGAUCAGGAAGACCACACAGGAGUGGAGCAAAGCCCGCAAGAGACUUAUAUAA